Kalmanozyma brasiliensis GHG001 is the source of this 753-nucleotide messenger RNA. Its product is annotated as Dienelactone hydrolase. NCBI's taxonomy places the organism in Eukaryota, Fungi, Basidiomycota, Ustilaginomycetes, Ustilaginales. Gene Ontology annotation, molecular function: hydrolase activity. The record is from RefSeq and is a predicted model, not a curated record. The coding region runs from base 1 to 753 and encodes 250 amino acids. The transcript has 2 exons.
AUGGCUGCCAACACGAACCAGGCUUGCUGCACUAUCCCUCCCGUCAAGUCGGACUACUCCCCCAAGGGUUCUAUGGAGAAGAUCGGCGGUCUCGACACCUAUGUCAUCGGCCCCAAGGAUGCCAAGAAGGCCAUCGUUGUCGUCUACGACAUCUUUGGCUUCCACAAUGCCACCAAGCAGGGUGCUGAUCUGCUCGCCGACUCGACCAAGGCUCGAGUGAUCAUGCCCGACUUUUUCCGCGGCAAGCCCUUCCCUCAGACCUCGUACCCUCCCGACACCGACGAAAAGAAGCAGGAGUUCCAGAACUUCUUUGGCAACGCCGGUGAUUUCAAGGCACGCAAGCCCGAACUCGAAGCCAUUGCUGACGAGCUGAAGAAGGAUGGCGCAUCCAAAGUUGGCCUCGUCGGCUUCUGCUGGGGUGGUAAGCUGUCCGUCCUCGCCGGCGGUGAAGGUACCAAGUUCACCUCGGUCGCUCAGGUCCACCCCGCCAUGGUCGACGCUAAGGACGCCGAAGGCCUCACCGUGCCCAUCGCCAACUUCCCCUCCAAGGACGAGCCCAAGGAAGACGUCGACGCCUUCGAGGCCGAGGUGCAGAAGAAACCGUUUGCAAAGGACAGCGUCUACAAACACUACCCGGACAGCCACCACGGUUGGGCCGCCGCUAGGGCUGAUCUGAGCGACAAGGGAAACCUUGAGAACUUCCAGGACGUCUACCAGCGUCUGUCGGACUUCUUCAACAAAACCCUUGCUUGA